Messenger RNA from Porites lobata, 3395 nucleotides. Lineage: Eukaryota; Metazoa; Cnidaria; Anthozoa; Scleractinia; Poritidae. The record is from the annotation of a GenBank genome assembly.
AUGAUAUUAAAUCCUUUCACGGUUAACACAGCAAUUCACCUGAACAUCGAAAUGAUUUCUUCGGAGUUUAUCUUGGUGAUUUGUUCAUCUUUAUGGAUUGGAGUGAAACUUCACGAGGAGCCGCAAGAGGUGAUAUUUUUGCACGGCAUCUGGCGGCACAUCAAAGAAUUUGGAAUUGAAGGGCAAAUUCCUAGAAUAUCUUCGCCAGUUAAGCUAGAGAAAAGGUGUUAAAAAACCUCAGGAUCCAAAACAACACGUCAAUCAAAAUAUCACUUGGACCUUUUCGCUAAUGAAGAGCUAUCACGCGGCUAAGCUUGAAUUAGACAUACAUUGAAAUAGGAACUCGUGUCAAUAAAGUAUCUUAAGUGAGUGGGAAUCGCUCCUAGUUAAAAAACUGGUUCACAGGGAUAUGAAUCUCUUCUAGUUAAGAGAAGGGAAUCAGAAGUGCUUUUCAUGCAGGAACAGGUUUUCUUCGGGCUAACUACAAAACUUCAGCUUAUUUCACUCCUUGACAUUGUCAAAGCGCAUUUUGUAAAGAUAACUUUUUCCGCUUUAUCAGCUUUUUUUAUAUUCUAUUCCAUUAAUGUUUAACCUCCCUCAAAAAGCCAAAUAAUAUAAAUGCUGUUGUUAAAAAAAGCGUUUUACCUGUUUUCGUGAAUUCGCUACCCAAAGAUCACUAUGCUCAAAGGACAGGGCAAAAUUUCCAGGAGAGAGGCAUUAAUUUUUUUUUCCCACGAGGUUACAAAGAGAAAAUGCAAUGAUUAUUAUUAAUGUAACCAUCAGGUAUACUCUACCCACGAGGUUACGGACAGCAAAUGCAGUGAUUAUUUUUAAUGUAACCAUCAGGUAUGUUCUACCCACGAGGUUACAAAGAGAAAAUUCAAUGAUUAUUAUUAACGUAACCUUCAGGUAUGUUCUACCCACGAGGUUACAGAGAGCAAAUGCAGUGAUUAUUAUUAAAUGUAACCGUCAGGUAUAUUCUACCCACGAGGUUACAAAGAGAAAAUGCAAUGAUUAUUAUUGACGUAACCUUCAGGUAUGUUCUACCCACGAGGUUACAGAGAGCAAAUGCAGUGAUUAUUAUUAAUGUAACCGUCAGGUAUGUUCUACCCACGAGGUUACAGAGAGCAAAAGCAGUGAUUAUUAUUUUAAAUGUAACCAUCAGGUAUGUUCUACCCACGAGGUUACAGAGAGCAAAUGCAGUGAUUAUUAUUAAUGUAACCAUCAGGUAUGUUCUACCCACGAGGUUACAGACAGCAUGCAAAUGCAGUAACAAUUAUUAGAUUUUAGGUUGAGUUUCUCCAUUAAAAGAGUUUUUUGCUAGGGUUAAACAAGUUUGGCUUUCAUGAGUUUCAAGGUGCAAGAAAUUAUCAGUAUAAUUAUAGCACACAAACAUUGUCAUCUAAUUCUUCGCACGUAGCCGGAAUAAGCCAAGAAAUGAAGCAUAUAUAACGAAAAAUCGUCCUCAGAUGAUCUCCAUAUUAAGUAAAUGAUACUAAACGUUGCGAAAAAAAUUAUUGUUUGUAUCCGUCCUAUCCAUCGUAAAAGCGAGGGGUCAUCGCAUGACAUCCGGUAUAUUAAACAGAGGUAAUACUCACGGGUUUCACGAGUUGUAUGCACUAUUUUUCGCCGAGAAACAAAUUUAAACUUCAAUUCUUACCUUACAGUAGUCCGUUCUUUUACCUUGCAUUCGACAACAAAUCCGUUAAAGGCGAACAAAGCGAUUCCGGCACUCUUCUUUAUGAUGAGUAGCAAGCCGCAGGAACUGAAGCCGCUUGACUGAAGUAAAAUCCACCGAUAUUCGCGGCAUGCUCACUACAAAUAUAAACAAACGUCGCGGAGAAAAAAAGACGAGGAGGAAAAAAUGCCAGAUCUUCGCCUCGGCAAUGUAUUCCAGCUACCAUGCCGGCGUAUCUCCAGAAGGAGGACUCGACGUGGGACAAACCCUGUGAUCUUUUUUUAGAAGCCCUUUGCGCGCAAACUAAUUUAUUCUGGCGCGAAAUGAAGAAUAUGUAUACUGAAAUCUAAUCCACGACAAGAAGAUUUUCGCACUGUAGCGCGACAUAUUAAAUGCCUAUCUUUACAAGUACGCGGAGAAAGUGGUCCACUAGUUUAACUUUUUUAAGAUUAAUUUUUACUCCACAAAAGCAAAAUGAAAUGUUUUAUCUCUAUGGUUUUUACGUGCCUGAUUAGAAGGCAGAAGUAAAUUCAUCAUACAGACCCCAUCAAAAUGAAAGUACACGAAUGAAACGGAAUAAGUCUGGGACGGUUUAGUUUCUACCCAGCAGCUUCUUUGCUUUUAUAACAAAAAUUUAAUGUUGCAGUCUGUUUUAAACGUUGGCAUAUCAACGCACACAGUCACUGAAUGAAAACAACAAACACGAUCACGUUCUUCGAAACCGACCAGACGCGCGCGACCUACCACUGUUAUGGUAAGCAAUUAUCCUGAAGGUGUUAAUGUUCCCGUGACAGUCUUCGCACUGAAGGUGUAAAUGGUAAACCGAACGGUCGCUUUGAUCAUCAGAAAGACCUGUCAACUUUGAUGAUUUAACUGAUUAAAUUACGGGACAGAAAUUUUACUGCUUGCGGCUCAUCGUGCUAUAUUUUUCAAGAAACGUUUCCGGUGGAGAGAACACUGUUUUGCCUGUUUAAGUUUGGAUAGCGCGAUUCUUCUCAUAAUCGCUGCGCAUUUUUUGCUGCCGAUGAUAACAGCAAGAUUAGAUAGUGCGAAUCUUAUUCCCAUAAUGGCUGCGCAGUUUUUGUUGCCGAAAGUUUGGUUAUUGCAGAUGAUAACAGCAGUGACAGCUAUGGUCUUGGCUAUCAAGGACAUGUAUUGGAUGAUGAAUAAUCUAUGGGAAUUAGUCAAGUCCUUGGUGCUUGGUGCCUACAUAAUUAUAUCCUGGGAGAGUGAACGGGGAUCAUGUAUUUUGCCCUUAUCUUCCGUGUUUUUUGCGCUAACUCAGUUCCUGCGAUGGCCAAGAUGGCUGAAAGAUUUCCUCAGUGAAGUGAGAAUCGUCUGUGGCCCUGCCUUUCCCAUUUCCGUCUUCGCAACAUGGCUGAAACAGAGCGAACCCUCUGGCUCGUCAUCCUGUGUUCUCGUUGCUGUACUCUGUUCCUCGGUAGCCGCCAUCUUUUUUCGCCCCGACAACUCUGAAGUUUUGGUCUUGUUGCAUCUACCAGUCCCCAGCUCGAGAAACAGGAAAGUUUGUCAUGCAAUAUUGAUGUUUUUCAGUCUCCUUUAUUUGACAGUGCAUAUUCCGUGCAUUUACAGUAACCCUGUUUCUAUUGUGGUGGUCAUACUGUGCGUGUGUUUCUUUUUUCGCGCCACCGACACUGCGCACCGCGCGUAUCAUUGGAUCGGCCGUUUUUUUCCGGGAAACCGUGACCGUGAAUGA